AGGAGGAUGUGGCGCGCGGAGGGGAAAUGGCUGCCGAAAACAAGCCGGAAGAGCGUUUCCCAAAGUGUAUUCUGCGGAACUAGCACCUACUGUGUUCUCAACACCGUGCCACCUCUAGAAGAUGAUCAUGGGAACAGCAAUAGUAGUCAUGUAAAAAUCUUUUUACCGAAAAAGCUGCUUGAAUGUCUGCCGAAAUGUUCAAGUUUACCCAAAGAGAGGCACCGCUGGAACACUAAUGAGAGAUCAUGAUGCAGCCGUCCUUUUGGAUUUCUUUUUAAUAAUGUGUGACCCUUCACCUUUGAUCCCCUGACCUGCAUUACCUUGGUAACCAUUUCAUUUUUUAAUUUAAUUUCAUUUUUUAAUUUUGGUGUACAAGCUGUAACAUUUCAUCUCUCAAAGUGUAACACGCUGAUUUCCGCAAAUAGAGGUAUCCCUUUGAGCGAUAAAUUU
This is a messenger RNA of Rhinolophus ferrumequinum (greater horseshoe bat), 450 nucleotides long. Its product is annotated as calmodulin-binding transcription activator 1-like. Lineage: Eukaryota; Metazoa; Chordata; Mammalia; Chiroptera; Rhinolophidae. The record is from RefSeq and is a predicted model, not a curated record. Bases 7 to 249 code for a protein of 80 amino acids. The transcript has a single exon.